Messenger RNA from Haliotis rufescens (red abalone), 1666 nucleotides. RefSeq names its product piggyBac transposable element-derived protein 3-like. The record is from RefSeq and is a predicted model, not a curated record. The transcript has 6 exons. Bases 1 to 1575 code for a protein of 524 amino acids. Lineage: Eukaryota; Metazoa; Mollusca; Gastropoda; Lepetellida; Haliotidae.
AUGUCUGCGGUUGGUGUUGGAGACGACGAUGAUUUGGGGGAGUCGGACUUCGAGUCGGACAUAUCAGUCGAUUCUCUCGAUUCCGACUCCGAGUCCGACUCCCAGGAAGAGAUAAGCGGCAGGGGCCAAACCGAGGAGUGCGGCCCUGUCAACCCUCCAGAUUACCAUGCCCCUCCUAUAUGCUAUUUCAACCAGCAACUCAGAGGAGGGGAUGGAGGUGUUGAUUUGUUCGACCUGCUGGUCAGGGAGACAAACAGGUAUGCUGAGCAGUACCUGCAGGGCCGCACUCUAUCACCGCAGAGCAGGGCUCGGGCGUGGAGACCCGUUGACCGGGAAGAAAUGCGGGCAUUUCUUGGACUCUUGUUGGCCAUGGGUGUCGUCAGGAAGCCAACCAUCGCUUCCUACUGGAAUGAGGGGGACAAGAACUGGCUGGCAUCAACACCUUCCUUCGGGGGGAUUAUGCCGAGGAAUCGCUUCCAAGUCAUCAUGCGGUUCCUCCACUGCAACGACAACUCCCACAAGAUCAGGCCGGUUCUUGAUCUUGUGAAUGGAUCAUUCGCAAACUCUCAUGGGCUGGCCCAGAGUGUUUGCGUUGAUGAAAGGAUGGUUGGCUUCAAAGGGCGACAUCACCUUGUACAAUACAUGGCCAACAAGAAAGCACACAGAUUGGGGGUGAAGUUGUGGAUCCUUGCCGAGGCGGGUACUGGCUACACCCAUCAAGUUCGUAUCUACAAGGGCCGGAACCUUGGAGGACCACCGCCCAAGGAAGCUCUUGGGCAUAGUGUGGUCAUGGACUUGAUGGAACCGCAUCUCGACAAGGGCCACCACAUCAUCUGCGACAACUACUUCAGCAGUCCGUCUCUCUGCCAUGCUCUAUUUGACAGGGGGACAUUCUGCACAGGAGUUGUCGCCGUCCGAAGAAAGGGAGUGCCGAGCUCUUUCGUUGGGAAAAGACCAACUAGGGGUUCGACAAUUGUGAGAAGACAGGGUCCACUGCUGGCAGUGCUCUUUUCAGACAGGAAGGUCUUCACAAUCCUUUCUACCAUGGGUAGUCCAAGAAUGGAGGAUGGGCUUAACUCACGGGGCCGGUCUGUCACUCUCCCCUCAGUCGUUAGACUGUACAACACCCUAAUGGGGGGAGUUGACCUUGGGGAUCAACUCAUUGGUGUCUAUGAUCCCCAAGUCCGCUCCGUGAAGCUGUGGAAGAAAGUUUUAAUCAACUUUCUUCUCACAGCAUCAAUUAAUGCCUAUCAGACAUUCUUGAACACCCAUGGUAGAACGACCUCCCGUCUGGACUUCCACAUGUCCCUUCUCCACUCACUCGUCGGGAACACUCAGGUGAAGAGGAGGACUGGCAGGCCCAGGACCCAGCCUCCUUCCCGACGACUGACUGGACGUCACUUCAUAGAAGUGCUGCCUGAAGGGAAGAGGAAACAGUGUGUUCUCUGCAGAAAGAGACAGAGGGCCAUCGAUGGCUCUGCAGGAAAGGUCAGGACCUGGUGUCCUGACUGCCACGUUGGCCUCUGUGCACGCUGUUUCCGUCAGUAUCACACAGCUGAUCACAUUGAAGAGUGAAAGGCUGUGUGUACUGGCAUAUGAUGGAACAUGACUCAUGUUCCAUCAUAUCAACCCUUCAAGCAGUUUCCCCAUCUGUGUGCUUCAUUGU